CGGAGUUUUCGUAUCGCAUCAUGAUGAUGACGGGAGACAAGACCGACAUAUCAAAGAAGCUUUGGGGAUUUGGCUCUCUUGUCUUUCUUUUACUUCAAUGCUCUUCUUCGACUCCCUCCUGUCCUGCUGGCUGGCAGUCGUACGCGAGCUAUUGUUACCAGUUGCAAGGUCGUACCAGUUACACUGCCGCGACGUGGUUGUCAGCUUACCUUAGCUGUGACUAUGGAAGUGCUAGUCCACGACGUGCCUCGUUAGUGUCCAUUCACUCCAGUAAAGAACAAGACUUUGUCGUAAGAUUCUUAGCUCAAACAGCCAACAUCUCCAGUUUGCAGUCUGUCUACAUUGGCUUGUCAUCACGUACAUCUGGAGGUGGAUAUGCGUGGAUUGAUGACACGCCUGUGUCCUAUACACACUGGAGACCAGGUUUUGUAACUGAGCAUGGCAAGCAGUGUAUAUCAAUCGGAACAGGGGAUGGCUACUGGUAUGACCAGAAUUGCGAUGAAACAUUGGCGUAUAUUUGUAAAAUGAGAAAGGCAACAACAGCUUUGCCCACACAAGCUCCUCCCAGCACAGUGAAUGUUUACUGCCAGAAUGACUGGGAUCAGUAUGGUGACCGCUGCUAUUGGUACAGCAGUUAUAACCAAGCAACAUAUGCAACAGCAGAAACCAAUUGUAAAGCUCGAGGUGCACAUCUAGUUAGCAUUAACAGCGUCUAUGAACAAGCCUACGUGUUGGCUAAACUGCAUGGAGGGAGUAACAUGUGGCUUGGCCUUAACGACAAACAAACAGAGGGUGAAUAUGUGUGGACGGACGACAGCAAUGUUACAUUUACUGAGUGGGCAUAUGGUCAGCCAGACAGUCGUGUAGAUCAUGAAGACUGUGUAGAAUUGGUAGUACAUACAGGCCUUUGGAAUGAUCGUACAUGUUCAGGAACACUCAGCUACAUGUGUGAAAUGGCAGCCACUCAAACUACAGCUCCCACACCUUCAUCUGCUACAAAUUGUUCGAGUGGUUGGCUCUCGUAUAAUGGUCAUUGCUAUUGGUUUGAUGCAAAUGCCAAUCGUAACUACACGUCUGCUAAGUCGUUUUGUGAAUCUCGUCAUUCUCAUCUUGUUCAUAUUAAUGACAUGUACGAGAAUGCAUACAUUGUCAGUCAGUAUCCACUAGUGGGAGGCAAAGCCACUGUUAGUAAUCGUUCUACUCAUUUGUGGAUUGGAAUAAAUGACAUGAAAAGUGAAGGCCUGUACACGUGGACAGAUGGUUAUCCUGUUGAAUUCACAUCAUGGGCACGAAGAGAACCAAACAAUUUUAACUAUAAAGAAGACUGUGUUGAGUUGUAUGUACUUCCAUCAAGUCAUUUGACUCAUGGUGUGUGGAAUGAUUACCUUUGCAUCUCAAAGUUGGGACUGGUGUGUGAACGACAAUCAACAAAUGCUCCUGCAACUGUAGCACCUCAGACACCAACUCCAGCAACAGGUAAAUGUCCAAAGGGAUACACUCAUUUUAAGAACUAUUGCUACAACUUUGGCUACAAUCUCCGCUUGAAUUGGAUUCAGGCCUUGCAUCGGUGCCUACAGUAUGGGACAGACUUAGUAAGCAUACACGAUACGGAUGAGCAGAAGUUUGUUGUAGAUCAGGCAAAGAAAGCAGGAUUUCAUAAUGGCAUGUGGAUUGGAUUAUUUGAUCGUAAUGUGGAGGGUGGUUUUGUUUGGUCUGAUGGCAGUCCAGUGCAAUAUGUCAACUGGAGCCGCAAUGAACCGAAUGACUAUAGAGAACAAGAAGACUGCGUGGAAAUGUAUCUACAUGAAAACAGUUAUAGGUGGAAUGACAACAAUUGUGGACGUUUGAACUACUGGGCUUGUAAGAUCAGAGUUGGGAAAUCAUUAUCAGUGCCGGCAGCUACGAUAGCUACGUACAAUGGUCAACCAUGUCCGAAUGAUGAUGAUAAUACAUUUUCUCACGGUCCCUAUUGCUACACUUUUGUGGAAAAUAAGACGACUUGGUCGGAUUCGUCAAACAACUGUCAGCAUAUGUAUACCAAGGGUAAUUUGGUCAGCAUCACUAGUUUGGAUGAACAGGAAUUUCUUACUAAUAGCUUGAAGACGAUUAACGAUUCGAGCCUCAAAGCACGAGCUUGGAUUGGGCUACACGAUCAAGAGGCGGAGGGUGCAUUCCAUUGGACAGAUCACUCUCCAGUCAAUUUUAUCUACUGGCAUAAGGACGAACCUAACAACUAUCGAGCAGCUGAAGAUUGUGUUGAGUUGAGGGGUACUACCGGAUGGAAUGACUUGACUUGUUCUCAAAACCUACCAUACAUUUGCAAAUAUCCUAGACCUGGUGUGACAAUUCCGACUCCUCCAUAUAAUAUCAAUAAUGCUGGAGGUUGUUGUCCUCAAGGUUGGAAAUCGAAGGGACCGUUUUGUUAUAAGAUGUAUAGUCAGUGGAAGACGUGGCUUGACGCUGAAAAGACAUGCAUUAAUUUGGGUGGUCACCUAACCAGCAUUGUAACUGCAGCUGAAAGCACAUUUCUUACUAAACUACUAUCGAGUGGCAUUGGUACCAUUUGGAUCGGUCUCAAUGAUCGUGAAAACGAGCACACGUUUAUGUGGACAGAUGGCUCGCCAGUUUUGAUGAGUUCGUGGGCAAAGAAUGAACCCAGCGACUAUGAUGGGCAACAGAAUUGUGUUUACAUGAGCAAAUGGCAAAACAGUCUUUGGACAGACACUUCAUGUGGGUACAAACAUCCGUUUGUUUGCAAAAUGCCAAAAAGUCCAUGUCCCAGCAUAACGUCACCAUUUUUACCUCCAGCACAUGCAAUUAGUUGUGAUACAACAUACAAUCAGUGUCUUAGUAAAACUAAAGGAUGUCAACGUGUGACUUGUCCAAGAAACUGCCAACAAUCAUCUAGCAAGGUGUAUGGAUGGCAGAUCUAUUCUGGUGAUUCCAGUAUUUGCCUAGCUGCAAUUCAGCUGGCAUUGAUUACAAGAAAUGAUAAUGCAUCUGUGCUUACCGUGAAGAAAAUGGAGAGACAUAUUGUGUACAGUUCAGCCAGUGACAAUGGAGUCGUUUCUCUGUCUCACAGUCCCACGGACAUUUCAUUUUCUUUUUCGUUGCCAUCAAACCGUGUUUGUGAUCUUGGAUGGGUCUUUCAUAAUCAUGCAUGUUACCAUUUCAUCUUCGGCUCACCCACUUCAUCCAAGUCUUGGGCUAAUGCUCAUCAAAAAUGCAGGUCUAAUGGUGCUUAUCUAACUGCCAUCCAGAGUGCACAAGAGCAAGCGUUCCUCCAAUCACAACUACCAUCAGCAGCUGGUCAAGUGUGGAUUGGGCUCAAUGACUUGCACCAGCAUGGCAGCUUUGUGUGGACAGAUGGUACGCCUGUACAGUUUAAUGUAUGGGGAACUGGUCAACCCAGUGAUGUUAAUCACAACGAGAGCUGUGUCUUAAUGAAUCUUGACAGUGGGCACCAAUCAGGAACGUGGAGCACUGCAAACUGUGAAAUAAUAAAAGCCGGAUAUAUUUGUGAGAAAUUUGUUGAAGCCAGUCCUACAUCGUUUAUACUCAUCCAAGGAGACUGCCCAGACGGUUGGAUUAUGCUGAAUGCUAAAUGUUACUGGGCCACUCCUCCUGAUUGUAUUAGUAGUGAUUGCCAGUUGAGCUGGGAUGGUGCUCGUGCUGCAUGUGAGGCAAAAGCUUCUGGUGCUGACCUAAUAAGUGUCAACACAUUCAGCGAACUACGACAGGCACAAUACGUCCUGCCAAUUCUUGGUUGGGGGCAUGUAUGGAUUGGAUUGAAUGAUAAAGCAACUGAAGGCAUUUAUGUGUGGUCGGAUGGCACUCCUGUAGGAGAGCGAGGUCUGGAUUGGGCAGCAGGAGAACCUGACGACAAGGAUGGUACAGAAGACUGUGUUGCUAUGCUUCAGAAUGGCAAAAUCACUGACAAGGAUUGCGUUUCCCUGUACUCUUAUGCCUGUGAAAUGCCACUUUCUGCUAAAAGCAGACUGUCAAAAGGUGCGGUUGCUGGAAUUGUUGUGGGAACGCUACUGCUAGUAGCAAUCAUUGCUGUGGUUUUGGUUGUAAUCAUAUGUAUAUGCAGAAGAAGAGAUUCAAGCGCCCGCUACAAUAUUAUGAACAAAGCUGUUGAUGAGGAUGAUGGAGGCCUACUGGGUGGCAUUAGUGAUGAGACAGGUGACGAUGAUGAGCCAGUGGACCUAUACUGUUUUACGCCUCACACGCACACAAUGACAAAAUUAGUUGUGCUACAGAAUGUAGGGUGUGGCUUAGCAAAAGAGCAUUCGAUUGAUACCAAUAUCGGCUGGUAUGGAGGGCAUAGCCUCGGAGCCAGACCGCUUUUGCACUCGAUGUGGUGGUGUAGAUUACCUGCGUCGUGUUGUGGUGUCGUGAGCUGUGUGCGUUACAACGAGAUGUCUAGGUUGAAAAUGAGCUGGGAAAUCUCUAGACAAGGGUUCAUACUGUUACUGUGGUUGAUGUCACUGCAGGGACAAGUCAUGUCAUCAGGUUGUCCAUCUAAAUGGUUUGAAUACAAUGACUAUUGCUAUCAAAUCAGAGGCGUUAAUGUUGCUCGAUCUAAGAGUUGGACAACAGCUCGACACGAUUGCCGAUCUGGAAUUCCAACUUCGUAUCUUGCAAGCAUCCAUCGACAGACAGAGCAGUUCUUUGUCUCAAGUUUUCUCAAAGGCAAUGCCUCUAACGUUGCUUCGUUGUACAUUGGUUUGAAUUCUCGGCAAACGGAAGGCGGUUAUCAAUGGAGUGACAAUAGUGCUGUCUCGUACACUCACUGGAAGCCUGGAUUUGUGACUGAUCAAGGAAAAGACUGCAUAGCAAUUGAAACAGCUACAGGCUAUUGGGUGGACCGUGCGUGUGAUGAUUCUACUGGUUACAUCUGUAAAAUGAGAAAUCCAACUCGAGGUAAAAUUCCUUCGCAACAACCUCCAACACUCUCAUUUGUCUUUUUUUGUGAGCCUGGCUGGCAUCAGUAUGGUUUUAAUUGCUAUCAAUACAAAACAGGGUUGUCAACAUAUCACAUUGCCGAGCAGGACUGUGUCAACAGUCAGGGUAGUCUUGCUGUUGUUCACAGCGUCUACGAGCAAGCUUUUCUGUUUACGUUAGUGCCAAGAGGAGUUCACAUUUGGAUUGGUUUAAAUGAUGAGAGCAACGAGGGAGAGUAUGUGUGGUCGGAUACAAGUGACGUCGAAUAUACAAAUUGGGGGUAUGGCGAGCCAAACAGUAAAUCAGAUCAUGAAGACUGUAUAGUGAUGAACACAACAACUAGUCAUUGGAGUGAUGUUGCAUGUGACGAAAAGAACUCAUAUUUGUGCCAGAAAGUUGCAGGUUCCACGUCUCGCCCUGGAAUCGACUCCACGUGCAUGCCUGGCUGGGUCUCGUUUAAUGGUCACUGCUAUCUAUUGGAUAAUGCCACAUACAGUAACUACACCGAAGCCGAAUUGUACUGUCAGAAACAUCAUGCUCAUCUGGCUCAUGUCAACAAUAUGCUUGAAAAUGCAUUUCUUGUGGCUCAGUUUCCUCUUGCUGGUGGAAGCAAGCAACAUCGGAUGUGGAUUGGGCUAAAUGAUAUGCAGAGCGAAGGUCUUUAUGAAUGGACAGACAUGUGGCCAGUCACAUUUACAUCAUGGCGGCUUAACCAGCCAGACGAUGCUCGUCAUUCUGAAGAUUGUGUUGAAUUGUAUGUCCAGCCUUCUGAUCGAUUGUCAAGUGGUGUUUGGAAUGAUCGUUUAUGUGGAUCUAAGCAGGGAUUUAUUUGUGAGACACGGCCAGAUACAGCAACACCAACAAAGUCACCAAUCUCUACAGCUGCUACUUCUUUGCAAUGCUCUAGUGGAUGGAUAAAAUGGAACAAUUACUGCUAUAAGUUUGACAAUCCAAUUCGUCUCACGUGGACGGAUGCUCGUGAACGCUGUUUGCAAUCUGGUGCCGAUUUGGUAAGUUUACACGGUCUGGAUGAAGUGUCAUUUGUUGUACAGCAAGCUCAGGCGGUAAAGUGGACUCAUUCUGUCUGGACUGGACUGAACGAUCGUAAUGUCAACGGAGGUUAUGUUUGGUCUGAUGGCUCACCGGUGUCUUUUACACACUGGAGCCGAGGACAACCAAACGAUUGGUUUGGCCAACAGGAUUGCAUCGAGAUGCUGACGAAUCGUGCUACUGCCAACUGGAAUGACUUGGCUUGCAGUCGAGUGCGCAACUUUGUAUGCAAGAUAAGUGUUUUCUUGAGUCCAAUUGCAAGCAACCCCACACUGCCAUCAUACUAUAAUUUCAGUUGUCCUACUGGUUGGACUGGGUAUGGUCUUUACUGUUAUGCAUUUUAUGGUAAAGACAGUGGAGACAGGAAAACAUGGCUUGAGGCUUUACAAUUUUGUCAAAAGCAAGAGAACACGGAUCUGACAAGCAUUACAUCUCUAGAAGAGCAGGAAUAUAUUGGAAAUUACUUACUGAGUCUUAAUGACUCGGACUUUACAUCUGAAAUGUGGAUUGGAUUGUCGGAUGUUUUCAAGGAGGGAACGUUUCAGUGGGUUGAUGAUACGGCAACCAUGUCAUUUACUAAUUGGGGUCCUGGCCAACCUAACAACAGAGGAAGUCAGGAUUGUGCGCUGUUGGUAAAUGGUCAGUUUUGGGAUGAUGCUCAAUGCAGUGAGCUGCAUUCCUUUAUUUGUAGACGACUUAGACCUGGUGCUACAGCUCCAUCCUUUUCACUUCCCAAGCCCAUUACACAUGGCUACUGUCCUAGCUCUGGGAACUGGGUGGGCAUAGGAGGAUACUGCUACCUUGCUCAUGUUACAAGUCUUAAUUGGAUAGAAGCAGAGAAAUAUUGCGUUAGUCAAGGAGCUCAUCUUCUUAGUAUUAUGAGUAGUGGUGAAGCUACCAGUGUUGUAAACGGUGUCAUCAAUCUAAUCAAAGGGAUGGAACAUAAUGUGUGGAUUGGAUUGAAUGAUCGUCAGAACGAGCACUCGUUUGUGUGGACCGAUGGCUUGCCAGUGUUGAUCACAUCAUGGCAGCAAUACCAGCCAAAUGAUUAUGGUGGAGAACAGAACUGUGUUUAUCUCAAUACAAACGGUAACAGAUGGAAUGACCAACACUGCACUGCCAAGUACCCAUCAGUUUGCAAGAGAAGCAAGAUUCCAUAUCCAACGUCUUCUCUUCCCACUAGUGUUUCUCCAAAAGUGAAUUAUGUUGUGUGUGAUACGACUUACAAUCAGUGUGAUCGCUGUAAACUCGUUUUGUGCCCUCAUGACUGUAGUUACGAUGCAAACUAUUUGGUAUGGGGUUGGCAAGUUUACACAGAUGACUCCAGCAUUUGUCGAGCUGCCAUUCAAUCAGGAUUGCUGGAUAAUGAUGGUGGUCUAGUAAAUGUCUUCAGUGUCGGUUCUCGUGACGUUUUUGUUGGCUACACUAAUAACGGUGUUAUGUCGAGUCCACAUGGAACAUCUGAUGGAUUUACAUUUAAGUUUAAUUCACUACCUCCUUGUGGUUUGAGUUGGAUCCAACAUAAUCAUUUUUGUUAUCAGAUUGUGCCGAGUGUGGACAAUGGUGCGACUGCUGUGUCAUGGCAAGAGGCAGAACAGAGAUGUCAGAACGUAGACGCUCAUUUGGUUGUCAUCGAUUCAGAGAGAGAACGUUCAUUUCUGCAGUCACAACUACCGAAUGGUGUCGAUCAGUUGUGGAUUGGACUGAAUGAUAUCAACGAGGAAGGCAAUUAUGUUUGGGUUGAUGGAUUACCAUUGAAUUAUCAUUUCUGGGCUCAAGGGCAACCACGAGACGUUAGUAAUUCUCAGAACUGUGCAGAAAUGAAUGGGAACAGUGGUGAUGAGCCUGCAGCAUGGCAUGUUACCUAUUGUAAUUCACGACGAGGAUAUAUUUGUCAAAAGUUGCUCGUUGAUACGCCUGUGUCACACACUGGACCCGGUUCUAUGACUACACUUGCUCCUUGCCCCAAUGGCACGAUGACGUUUGGAUCCUCUUGUUACGUCAUCACACCAAGUUGCAGAGACUUAAAUUGUACGUUGGACUGGAAUUCAGCUCGGGCUGCUUGCAGAGCAGCGUAUAAUGUUUCUGAUCUUUUAAGUAUUCAUUCAUUGGCUGAGCUACAAUUUGUGCGCCGCUGGGCGCAUCAUUCAACGUACAAGCAGAUGUGGAUAGGGCUCAACGAUGCAGAAGUUGAAGGACGUUACGUGUGGUCUGACAACUCAACGACGAACAACACAGAAUUGUAUUGGCAAAGUAACGAACCCGACGACAAGCACCAUUCGCUCAAUUGUGUAGCAUUGAAUACCGCAGACGGAAUGUUUUCGGAUGAGAACUGUCACAGUCCGCUUCCAUAUGCUUGCAAAUUUGCACGACAUGCAGUGUCAGCAGCCCACAAGGGGACGACUGUGAGUGAAAGUGUUGGUCUCUCUGCUGGUGUCAUUGCAGCUAUUGCCAUCGCUGUUGUUUUUCUGGUUGCAGUCGUCUGUGUUGCUAGCAUUUGCUUUGUAUACCGACGUCGUCGAAAAUCGCUUUCAUCCUACACUCAACUGAGAGAUGAAUCUUCCACGUGUAACGCCAGCACGGACGAUGAAGACGAUUCCCCCAUUCGAUUGGAUUGCGUGUGUGAUAUGAUAGUGUUGGUUCACGUGAGCUCUCUUCCAAACACGACUGGAGGAAUAUUUGCUUGUGUCAAGUUUGUCAUGUUCCUGUUCUGUGUGAGUGCGAUUGUACACGCAGCAGCUUCAGAUUGUUCUGGCGGAUGGAUGAAAUUUGGUAAUUAUUGUUACCAACUGCGGGGUGUUAGCACUAGUGAUGCAAAGUCAUGGGUUGCCAGUUUGGUUUCUUGUCAAAAAGAUCAAGCAAAUCUUGUUAGCAUCCACUCUACUAGCGAACAAAACUUUUUGUUGUCCAUGCUACGCAAGAAUGCAUCCAACGUGGCGUCCGUUUUUAUUGGAAUGAACUCGAGAGCUACAGCACACGGAUAUCACUGGACGGACGACAGUCCUGUGUCGUACACUUACUGGAAGAAGGGAUUUACAACUGAAGUGGGGAUGGAUUGUAUCGCUAUGGAUACAUUCUCUGGAUACUGGACGGACAGAUUCUGUGAUGAUGUGACAGCGUAUGUUUGCAAGAAGAUAAAAACAGGUGGUAAAAUAGCAUCUACACCAGGGCCACCAUUAAAGGUUUCUCAAUAUUGCAAGUCUGGAUGGGAACAAUAUGGUUCGUACUGUUAUUGGUUGAGUUCUGGCACGGCAGUAUAUUCUCAAGCUCAACGAGAUUGUCAGCAGAAAGGUGGAGAACUAGCGAGUAUUGGUAGCUUGUUUGAGCAUGCAUUUGUAGUGGCCAAAGUUGGAGGGAGUGCAGAUGUGUGGAUUGGGUUGAAUGAUCAGACAUCAGAGGGUUCCUAUUUAUGGACUGACAACCAACCAGUCAUUUAUAGCACGUGGGCAGCAGGUCAACCCAACAGUCAUUCUAAUGAAGACGACUGUGUAAUACUUUUGUUUGAUUCUGGACUGUGGGACGACAUGCCUUGCACUCAUACUCAUCGAUAUAUGUGCAAGACAACUGCAAAUCAACCACAUCAACCACUGACAACAGGAUCUUGUCCAUCUCAUUGGCUGUCAUACAAUCAGCAUUGCUAUUUGUUCACGAAUGGUAAUACGACGACUGGAAAGUCAUUCUCGGAUGCCGAAAGUGAUUGUGUGUCGAAGAAUAGUCAUUUAGUUCGAAUCGACGAUUUGUAUGAGAAUGCUUUCAUUGUCAAGAGUCUUCCUCUUUAUGCUGAUUCUGAUUCAAGAAUGAACUAUAUGUGGAUUGGAUUAAAUGAUGUGCAAACGGAGGGAUUGUAUGAAUACACUGAUCAUGGACCAGUCAUGUUCACCUCGUGGAGACGAAACCAGCCAGAUGAUUAUCAACACCAAGAAGACUGUGGACAUAUUUACGCGUAUGCGGCAGAACAUUUGUAUAAUGGAAUGUGGAAUGACUUGACAUGCACUGGAAAACAAGGAUGGAUAUGUGAACGACGACCGGAUUCGGCUGCACCUACAAAACCUGCCCCUCCAGCUACAAUGGCUCCCAUGCAGUGCUCUACCGGCUGGACAAGAUUUCAUAAUUUCUGUUACAAUUUUAAUCUUCCUCUUCGAUUGGGCUGGGUAGACGCCCGUGAUCGUUGCUUGGCUUUCGGUGCUGAUUUGGUGACCGUUCACAGCAGCGAAGAAAAUCAGUUUGUUGUACAACAAGCUCAGAAAGCAAAAUGGCGACAUUCAUUAUGGACAGGAUUAAGUGAUCGCAACAUUGAAGGAGGUUACGUGUGGUCGGAUAGUUCGCCUGUGCAGUUUACAAAUUGGAAUAGAUAUCAACCAGACAACUGGAAGGGACUAGAAGAUUGUGUUGAAAUGUACAUGAGUGGAAAGUGGAAUGAUCUCACGUGUUCACAAAUACGACAUUUUGCUUGCAAGAUUCCAAUAGGAAGUGUGGUAAAGCUUCCAGCCAUGACUCUCGUUCCACCGUAUAUAUACGAUUGCGAUGACGGUUGGGUCGGUCACGGUCCAUAUUGUUAUCAAUUCAUUGGAAAAAACAAAAAUGACCGUAAAACGUGGAUGGAUGCAGUGAGUGCUUGCAAUGAUGUAGGAGCAAACCUUACGAGCAUCACUAGCCUAGACGAGGAAGAGUUCAUUGCCAAUUCAAUCAUCAACUUGAACGAUUCGUCUUAUACUUACAGAAUGUGGAUUGGCUUGAGUGAUCGUGACAAAGAGGGAAACUUUGCGUGGGUCGAUGGAUCUCCCAUGUCUUUCACAUAUUGGAAUGCAGGAGAGCCAAACAAUUGGCAAUGUUUUGAAGAUUGUGGAGAUCUCGUCAACGGUCACUACUGGAACGACAAUCAAUGUACCAAAAGCUUUGCUUACAUUUGCAAGAAGCUUCGACGAGGAGUCAGCGCUACUCCUAAGACAAUUCCACAACCGUCAAGUUAUGGUUAUUGUCCUGAUGGCUGGAGAUCAUCAGCUGGUAAUGGUUAUUGUUACUUUAUCAACAACACGGCACUAACGUGGCCCGCCGCAGAGUCUACUUGCUCUAGCAUGGGAUCUCAUCUGGCCAGCAUUCUCACUCCAAAGGAAUCGACUGACUUGUGGAGACUGGUCCGUGAUGCCCGUAUUACAGGUGGCUACGUGUGGAUCGGACUCAACGAUCGUAGGAAUGAACAUCAAUAUACAUGGACAGACGGAAAUCCAGUGCAAGUGAUUUCGUGGGCUAGAGGACAACCCGAUGAUUACGAAGGCGCAGAGAACUGCGUUUAUUUUAAUCGAGGAAAUGCUCGCUGGCAUGACAGGAAUUGUGAUGCAAAGCUUCCUUUCAUAUGCAAAACGAGGAAAGUUCCUUAUCCCAGUACGGCACCGCCUGUCAACGGUACAGCAAUUGACUGCACAGCGACGUUCGACUCGUGCCCGUCAUGUUCUAUGGUGUCUUGCCCAUCACUGCAGGGAUCAGGCUGUUCACUCGAAUCUGCUCCAAUCUGGGGAUGGCAAAUAUAUACGGGUGAUUCCAGUAUUUGUCUUGCUGCAAUUCAUUCGGGUAUCAUCGGUACAGAAGGAGGCACGGUAUCAGUACAUUCUGUUCUUGACCACGGUUCGUAUCCUUCGUUCAACGCUAACGGAAUAAUGUCAUAUAGUCACGGUCCCUCUCACGGAUCCUUCACAGUUAGAUCUCCUACUAAAGUUGGUUGUGAUCCUGGAUGGAUUGAACACAAUGCGUCUUGCUAUUUAAUUGUUGCUAAAACAUCACAGUCUGCUGUGUUGUAUUCUGAUGCUCAACAACUUUGCAAAGCCGGUGGAGGUGAUCUCGUUACAAUUGCCAAUCAUUACGAGCAAGCAUUUAUCAUGUCCCAACUGCCACCAUUUGCUGGUAUCGUCUGGAUUGGACUUUCUGUAACUGGACAGUCAAAUUACGUGUGGAGUGAUAACGAACCAUUUUCCUACAGUUUCUUGGCACCGACAACAUACAGCGAUGCCGUGAGUGGGAGUAGCGAUCAUUGUAUAGGUAUGAAUCCGAUGGGAAGCGAAAACGCCGGAAUGUGGAGAUUAAUCAGUUGUAAAUCGAGGUUCGGCUAUGUCUGCAAAAAGGCAAUGAAUGGUUCCAGUUCAGCACAUAACAGUGAUAACACACAAAAACCAAGCAGUAGCGGUCUAUCUAGCGCCGGUGUUGCGGGCCUGGUUAUUGCGCUCAUUGCAGUAGCUGUCGUGAUCGCCGUUACCGUCGUCGUCUUGAUGCGGAAAAAAAGAAAGAGAAGUUCGCCGUCGACGAGUUCCUACCGUCAACUGAAAGCUGACCCACUCGAAGAGACAGAGCCGAUAACAGAAGACACCGAUGACGACGAUGUGGAGCCUAUUGAGCUAGAAUAGUGAAUCAGCAAGGCUGACACACUCUACGGGCUGUAGUUUUGUUAAUGUCAUGUUUGCAUUAUAUUUGGAUCACAUGUGACUUUUAUGUACCAUUGCCGUGACAUUCAAACGAAUGGUGCCCCUUUUAAUGCCGUAUAUACUACUUACUAUAGUUACUACAAUAUACGAAAAGAAAUGGACGUACAAAUCCCAUCACUAGUUUGUCGCAA
Corticium candelabrum is the source of this 12601-nucleotide messenger RNA. RefSeq lists its product as uncharacterized. The record is from RefSeq and is a predicted model, not a curated record. The coding region runs from base 21 to 12392 and encodes 4123 amino acids. The transcript has 60 exons. NCBI's taxonomy places the organism in Eukaryota, Metazoa, Porifera, Homoscleromorpha, Homosclerophorida, Plakinidae. Gene Ontology annotation, molecular function: signaling receptor activity.